AUGGCUCAAGAGAAAUACAACUUAUUUGUGCAAGGUAAACCAAUUAGUAAUGUUCUUGUGAAGGUGUCACAAGAGAAUCUAUCUCUUUACAAGGCUAAGUUGACUUAUUCACUUAGAUGUUUGAGGUUUCUUUUGCAUCAAGGAUUGGCAUGCCGUGGACAUGGUGAAAGUGAAGAAUCUAGCAAUCGAGGAAACUUUAUUGAACUUUUGAAAUGGCUUGCAGAAAAUAAUGAAGAAGUUAAUAAGUUGGUUCUGAAAAAUGCUCCAAAAAAUUGCAUUUUGACUUCCCCUCCCAUACAAAAGCAAAUUGUUCAGUGUUGUGCUGAGAAAACUACUAGACAUAUAAUUGAAGAACUUGGUGAUGAUCAUUAUGCAAUUUUAGCUGAUGAGUCUAGUGAUGUAUCACAUAAAGAACAUCUAGCUCUUUGCUUGCGUUAUGUUGAUAAAUAUGGAAGGGUAUGUGAAAGGUUUCUUGAAGUAGUUCAUGUAGCUGGUACCAUAUCUUUGUCACUUAAGGCAGCAAUUCAAUCUUUACUUAUUGGUCACCACUUGACUCUUACUCAAAUUCGUGGACAAGGAUAUGAUGGGGCUAGUAACAUGAAAAGAGAGAUUAAUGGGCUGAAAACAUUGAUCAUGAAAGAGUCUCCUUCUGAUUAUUACAUCCAUUAUUUUGCACAUCAACUCCAAUUGAUUCUUGUUGUUGUUGCCAAGGAAAAUGAUGGUUGUGUAUGA
Molecule: messenger RNA, 732 nt
Organism: Phragmites australis (common reed)
Lineage: Eukaryota; Viridiplantae; Streptophyta; Magnoliopsida; Poales; Poaceae
Exons: 1
Coding region: 1-732 (243 amino acids)
Source: RefSeq, a predicted model, not a curated record